CGAAGCAGCGAAGGUAGAAGCAAGCGGAGGGGAGAACAGGAAUAAAAAGGCUGCGGAGAGAGAAAUAGAGGAACAGCAUCGGGCGUCCCUGGAAAAGGAGGGAGAAGACACCAACAGACUGAAAAUUCAAGGAAAAGCCAUUUGCGUGUCAAAGAGAAAAACAAGCAGAAGAAACAGUGGAGAACAAGAAAGACACGCACUAAGCUGGAGUGCUAAGAAAGAAGAUAUAAAGGACCCCCCGCAAAGGGGGGACCAGCGAGAGGAACGUUCAGAGACAGACUGGCAGGAGCCAAGUGUGCUGCAGCCGCCCGCUGGCCCUGGAGAGAGGGGAGAGAAGCAAGGCGACUUGGCACCAUGUCCCAGGGCGGGUACUUCGAAGGUGAGCGGCACUACCAGGCCCUGGAAAUGGCUCCGGCCCGGCCUGGGGCCCCCGAGCUGGGCCCCCUCUGUGAAUCGGAGCUGGCUUCGUACAUUGGCGACGAGCAGCUGCUGUCGGAGUUGCUCCAAGGAGCUCAGCAGAGAGUGCCCAAGGGCUCCCCGUUCCCCAACUACUUCCCCGGGGAGCCGUACCCCUACUUGUCUUACGGAGGUGAGCGCAAGGGCCUUGUGCCCUUUGACCCGCGGUCUGUCGCCGUCAAAGAGGAGCCGCGAGGCGGGGAUGUGGGGCGGGCCGAUGGACGCCACCCCUACAGCACCAUGCAUUUUCCAGCCACCCACUGUUCCCAGGCGGCCCUCGCCCAGCCAGGAGCGCGUGCUGGACAAGCCCUGCGAGUGCUCAAGGGCCCGCCUUGCAGCCCGUCCCCAGCCUGUGGCAACCCCAAGGGGAAGAAGUCCAUGAACAAAGACAGCCUGGAGUACCGCUUGCGCCGGGAGCGGAACAACAUCGCUGUGCGCAAGAGCCGGGACAAGGCCAAGCGCCGGGUGAUGGAGACUCAGCAGCGCAUGGUGGAACUCCUGGGAGAGAACGAGCGCCUGCGCAACCGGGUGGAGCAGCUGAUGCAAGAGACAGAGACCCUCCGCGACAUUUUCCGCCAAGUGCCCGAGGCCGCUGGGCUUAUCAAGGGGCUGGGGGGCUGCAGUUGAAGACCGGGAGGCAGGGAGGCAGGGCGGGCAGGCGGGCGGCCGGCCGGCCGGAAGGAGGUGCCACCUGGAAUUCAGAGGGUGGGAUUCGGAGUGUGUAAAUAAAAGGAUCUCUCGUG
Molecule: messenger RNA, 1199 nt
Organism: Varanus komodoensis (Komodo dragon)
Lineage: Eukaryota; Metazoa; Chordata; Lepidosauria; Squamata; Varanidae
Gene: CEBPE
Product: CCAAT enhancer binding protein epsilon
Exons: 2
Coding region: 355-1083 (242 amino acids)
Biological process (GO): regulation of transcription by RNA polymerase II; myeloid cell differentiation; DNA-templated transcription
Molecular function (GO): RNA polymerase II cis-regulatory region sequence-specific DNA binding; DNA-binding transcription factor activity, RNA polymerase II-specific
Source: RefSeq, a predicted model, not a curated record